AUGUCGUCCACUUGGUCGAAUACCAUUCCGCUGGAUAAGGUUGCCCCGUUCAUCUACUAUGCAAUGACCAGCAAGCCAUUGUACCCCAAACAGGAAUCGGUGGAAGAUGAGGAGGAGGAAGAGGAGGAGAAGGUGGUUGAGGUUGGAGAGGAAGACGUUGAGAAACCAUCCGGAGACACUGGUGAGACGUCGAAAGUCGGAGAGACAAAGAAGACCUGGGCUGAUCUUCCGAUUGACUUCAAGAAGCAAAUGACAUUGACCUUGGAUGAUAAAUCGAAAACUGACUUCCAACUGUCUUGCAAGGACAAUAAGGCUGUUGUGGAUGGUAACCCAGUCCACCUCACUCGCGUCAAAAUCAUGACCCAACCGAAACGUUGGUUCCGUCACACUAAGUUUGUGUGCGAAAAGACUCAAAAAGCCAACAAGUACCAACCAUCAACCGAGUCUGCUUCCGUCAAGCUUCACCGCAACGAUGCAGCUGAAAUGCUCAUGCGCUGCUUCAAAAACAGCAACUCUCAGGUCAAUCAUCUUUGGAUCCAAGGCAACGACAAAGCCUAUCAAGGAAUGCCAAAGUACUUGGCGAGAAUCAUGGGACGUGUUGAGGAUAGACAGAAAGAAGGCUACACUGCUCUCUGGAAAGUCAAGUGGUUGAGCUGGAUCGAUGUCGCUGUGGAGAACGACAUGUUCGCGGAGUUUAUGGCUCACUUGGAUCCAAAAUACUUGAAGACGUUGUACAUCAACAACAGUCAUGUCGAUAUGGAUGAACUGAAAUACGUGAUGAGAAUGGAGCAAUGGCGUGGGCUCAAGGAGCUCAAAAUCACCUUCCCCGUGACUUUCGACCUUCAGUACUUCUAUCAGUUCUCCAAGAUAGAGAUUAUGGUCUCAAAGUUGCUCCCAUUGGAGUUCGCAGACUUCAUGAAGAACUUCAUGGCUACCCAUGCAACCAACAUGGCCUACUUCGUCAUCCUCAGCGAUCAGAACAUCAUUCCAGGAUUCAAAGAGUACGUCUGCCAACAGUUCGAGCCAUAUCCAUUUGAUGAUGGCAAAGUUGAAGACACCGAUCAGAUGAACCAAAACCCAUGCCGGCGAUUCAAGCUUCCAGGAAGCAAGGAUCAUGUCCUGAUGGUCAACUUUGGACAUAAGGCGGUGAUUGGAAAUGUUUCCAGAGAGAAUCUGGUUGCCAAUGCGAUGGCUCUCUUCAUGACAAAGCUGAACAUCAAAGCCACCAAAACUUGGGAUGUCUAA
Caenorhabditis briggsae is the source of this 1245-nucleotide messenger RNA. The coding region runs from base 1 to 1245 and encodes 414 amino acids. The transcript has 3 exons. The record is from RefSeq and is a predicted model, not a curated record. Gene Ontology annotation, biological process: innate immune response. NCBI's taxonomy places the organism in Eukaryota, Metazoa, Nematoda, Chromadorea, Rhabditida, Rhabditidae.